This is a messenger RNA of Trichophyton benhamiae CBS 112371, 831 nucleotides long. RefSeq lists its product as uncharacterized. Bases 1 to 831 code for a protein of 276 amino acids. Lineage: Eukaryota; Fungi; Ascomycota; Eurotiomycetes; Onygenales; Arthrodermataceae. The record is from RefSeq and is a predicted model, not a curated record. The transcript has 3 exons.
AUGGCUGAAGCUGAGUUUGGCUCUCAGAGACGCGUCGAGUUGAUCAACAAGAUCGCUGCUGGUGCCGGUGGAGAGAUUGAUCAGCCUCUGGACCCAGAGAACUCGCGAACGUACACCCUCCCCGACGCCCUCUCCUGCGCCAGCGAUGUCAAGGCUUUCAGAGAUGGCAGUACUGGGCGAUCGGCCUGGCUCACCAACCUCAAGCGGGAUGGAUGCGUCGUGACUGGUGCUGACGAUCCUGUUGAAGCGGCUCACAUUUUCCCAUUCUCCAUGAGGGGGUUACAGGCCCCGGAUAUCGUCAAUGACACAUACAAUCCGUGGAGCGUUUUACGUAUGUUUUGGGGCCAAGAAAGGGUCGACGCGUGGUAUAAUGCCAUCACAGGCCCUGUGGCCACUGAGACCGUACAGAACCUUAUGUGCUUGGCUCCGUCAGUUCACAAGUAUCAUGAACGCGCUUAUUUUGCGUUGGAGCCCGUCGAGGAGGACACCCAAUCGCACACUCUUACGGUUCGUUUCCAUUGGCUACCCCAUAUGGCCAACCUCCGCAGACUAAAAGUUGAUACCCGCCCAUCAUUUCCUCGUGGUAUUGGUUGCGGCCGCCGGAUACGGCUGUGGGAGGUGGUGUCCGGCGACGAAAUCGUUUCGGGAACACUCAUCAAUAUCACUGGAUACGACAGGAUUCCCCUCCCUGACCCGGCGCUUCUACAACUGCAAUGGAUGCUUCAACGCAUCGUCGCCUUAGCUGGCGGCGCCGAAGUAUUCCAGGAAUCUAAUGAUGACGAUGAUGACGAUGAUUACUCUGAUUACCCUGAAGUCUACGAAGACAGAUGA